CUCCAGUGUAAACCGUUCAUUUGUAUUGGAGAAACAGAAACAGAAGAGCUCGCAGAAGAAGAAGAAGAAGAAGAAGGAUAAUGGGAGAAGUGGAGGAGAAAGCCGUAUUGGAGAAGGUGGGAAACGUCGUCGCCUCAAUCAACGGCUCCAAACACGUCGACCAAGUCAUCUCCGCCGUCUAUUCUCUCGCCGCCCUUCUCUUCCCCCUCGAGACUCUGUCUUUCAUAGGUAGCAUCAGUGAAAAAUACAGGGAUGAGGUGCGCAGCGCGGAGGCACUAAGUGAAAAUCAGAGAAAAGAAUGGUGGAAGGUUUUUUACAAAGGAGCUGCAUUUCCAGCUCUUGCUCGAGUUUUACUAUAUGAUGUUGCUUCUGAUUGGCUGGUUUGUUUUCCCAUUUCCGCAAGGAAAAAUGUAUACGAUGUGUUUUUUGUCAAGGGCCGUAUGACUGAGGUUGUUCAAGCUAUGGUUCCUUGUCUGCAGAACAGAGGAAGCACUAGGUAUGACACUAGUGCUGUUUAUUCAAAUGCUGAAAGAUUACUUGUACUUUGCUUGGUUGAAAAUGAUGGUGCUUUUCAAAUGGUUAAAGAAUUUAAUUUUCAAUGCGAAAGUGAGGAGCUUACUGGUGACAAGCUCAAGCAGGCUAUUUCCAUGUUGGCACAACUUGUUACUUCUAUUCCUGAUAAGGCUCGACCCGGAAUCUCUAGUGCUCUUUCAUCACAUUUGUUUUUCAAGAGUAUUACUACCCAACUCCUCUCUGGAGCAGAAGAAUGGGACAAGAAUCUACCUGAUGGAGUGGACAGCUGCAAUAAAAUUUAUACACAUGAUACAAUUGUCUUUAUUGGAGAAAUAGUUGCUCGAAUUUGUCGGAGAGGAUCAGCUGAUGUGCUGCUAAGUGAACUGAUCCCCCGAGUCCUCUGUCAAGCUCGCAAUUUUUUGUCUGGAACUGCUAAUGUGUCUGUUAACAAGACAUUUGAGUUAAAACCCGGUCUAAGAUUUUGGUCAAGAGUGAUAGAGGAGAUUAAAGAUUCUUAUGCCGUGGAAAGAUUGUCUGAGCAGCUCUUGCAUCAACUAGCAGCUCAAAAUACAAAUGAUAUUGAAGCUUACUGGAUUUUGUGGAUCCUGUUUCAUCGUAGUUAUGAGAACCAACCUUUGAUUAGGUCUAUGUUUGUUGACAAAUUUUUGCUCUGGAAAGUAUUUCCUAUCUGUUGCCUGAGAUGGAUUCUUCACUUUGCUAUUCUUGAAUGUUCCCCUGAUAAUACUUUGCUGACAAAAGCUUAUCAUGCUCAUCGCCUAGUGGAGACAAUGCAGCGUCUUGUUUCAGUGUGGUCCAAACGAGAGUUUGUGCAAUCAUCUAGGCUUGAGCAACAAGCUUAUGUAACUGCAGCUUUGGGCCUCUGCCUGGAGAAGAUGUCAAAGGAAGAUUUAGAUGCAACAAAGGAUGCUAUCCACUCAAUUCUUCAAGGAGUUAGCUGUAGGCUGGAAAGCCCUGAUCAUUUGGUCCGCAAAAUGGCCAGUAGCGUUGCUUUAGUAUUUUCUAAAGUUGUUGACCCCCAAAAUCCUUUAUAUCUGGAUGAUAACUGCCAUGAUGAGACCAUUGAUUGGGAGUUUAAGCCAACAAUGUCAGAUAGAAGUUCAGUGGCUAAAUCACAUCACAAGGAUGAAGAAGCUGACAAAGUUAAAGGUUUAGACAUGGCAAAGGAAGCCAACGGUGUCGAUGAUGCUGAUAUGGGAAAGAAAGUCAAAGGCAGGAAACAGAAGCUGUUGGAAUUUAAAUUAGUUGAUCCGGAUGAGGUUAUUGAUCCAGCUGCAUUAAAUGGCGAGUUAAUCUCUGAUGGAGAGGGUGAUGAUUUUGGAAGUGAGGAUUCUGAUUCCUUGAGCGACACAUCUUUAGAGCCAUAUGAUUUAACAGAUGAUGAUGCGGAUUUGAAAAGAAAAUUCUCGCAGUUGGUUGAUGUGGUUGGGGCAUUAAGGAAAUCUGAUGAUGUUGAUGGGGUCGAAGGAGCACUUAAUGUUGCUGAGAAGCUUGUUCGAGCAUCACCUGAUGAACUUAAAUAUGUAGCUAGUGACCUGGCUAGAACUCUGGUUCAGGUUCGUUGUUCUGAUUUCACAGCCGAAGGAGAAGAAGAAUCAGCUGAAGAGAAGAGGCAAAAAGCAUUAGUUGCACUGAUUGUGACCUGUCCACUCGAAUCUCUUGAGGCUCUACACACCUUGCUAUACUCAGCUACAGUAGAUGUCAGCCAACGAAUUAUGAUUCUUGAUGUAAUGACUGGUGCAGCACAAGAGCUAGCGAGUAUGAAAUUUUUAAAACCAGAAUAUCAGCCAAGGAACCUCAUAUCAUCUGUCUCAGAUAAGCCAUGGUUCAUCCCAAGAAACAUUGGUCCUCCAGGGGCGAGUUCUUGGAAGGAAAUAUCAACACCUGGAACUCCAUUGAAUUGGUCAUAUUCAUAUGAGAGAGAACUUCCUCCUAGACCGGGUCAGAUCCAGAGAGGAAAAACACGUCGAUGGAGCCUUCAGUCAUCUGUAAAUGAAAACCAGUUAGAACAGUCACAGAAUCAGUUCCCCCAGUAUGCAGCAGCAUUUAUGCUGCCAGCCAUGUUAGGAUUUGAUAAGAAAAGGCAUGGUGUUGAUUUACUUGGUAGGGAUUUUAUUGUCCUGGGUAAACUAAUAUUCAUGCUUGGAGUUUGUAUAAAAUCUGCAGCCAUGCAUCCAGAAGCAUCUGUUUUGGCAUCCCCUCUUCUGGAUAUGUUAAGAGUCAGGGAGAUAUCUCAUCAUAUUGAACCAUACGUCAGAAGAUCUGUACUUUUUGCGGCUUCAUGUAUAUUGGUGGCCAUCCAUCCCACUCAUGUUGCAUCAGCAUUAAUGGCUGGAAAUACUGAAAUUCCUAGAGGACUCGAAUGGAUUCGCACAUGGGCUCAUGAUAUAGCUGAAUCAGACACAGACAGAGAGUGUUACAUGCUGGCCAUGACAUGCUUGCAGCUUCACUCCGAGAUGGCUUUGCAAACUUCUCGAGCGCUAGAGUCUACAGAAGGCACAUUUGGAACUGAAACUCUUGGUCUUCCAUCAGCUCUGGCUAGCGGAAUGAUUAAAAUCCCUCGUGUAUAGCUAACAUCAACCUCUAGUUCUUUUAGGAUUUUUUUUUGGCAAUUCUUUUUUGUAAAUUCUGCAUGCUGCUAGUACUUUUUCUACAUCACACUCUUUUUUUUC
This is a messenger RNA of Coffea arabica (coffee), 3203 nucleotides long. RefSeq lists its product as uncharacterized. Gene Ontology annotation, cellular component: cytosol. Gene Ontology annotation, biological process: 'de novo' cotranslational protein folding. The record is from RefSeq and is a predicted model, not a curated record. Gene Ontology annotation, molecular function: telomeric repeat DNA binding; Hsp90 protein binding. Lineage: Eukaryota; Viridiplantae; Streptophyta; Magnoliopsida; Gentianales; Rubiaceae.